Plectropomus leopardus (leopard coralgrouper) is the source of this 988-nucleotide messenger RNA. Its product is annotated as myosin light chain 3. Gene Ontology annotation, cellular component: myosin II complex. The record is from RefSeq and is a predicted model, not a curated record. Gene Ontology annotation, molecular function: calcium ion binding. Lineage: Eukaryota; Metazoa; Chordata; Actinopteri; Perciformes; Serranidae.
GUUGCCCUCUGUGCUUGGGAAUCACUUCCAAUCCCUUCAGACUCUUGCUUGUUUCUCAGCAAGUAGCAGCUCACCUCUAAAUCCCUUAACAACAUGGCACCAAAGAAGAUUGAACCAAAGAAACCUGAGCCCAAAAAGCCAGAGCCUAAGAAAGAUGCGGCUCCAGCUGCUAAACCAACUCCACCUCCAGAGCCGCUGCCCGAGCCGCCCAAGGAGCCCCCUUUUGACCCUAAAAGCAUCACUCUUGAGUACUCCGCCGACCAGAUCGAGGAGUUCAAGGAGGCCUUCACCUUGUUCGACCGCACACCGACUGGAGAAAUGAAGAUCACGUACGCGCAGUGCGGAGACGUGAUGCGGGCUCUGGGCCAGAAUCCAACCAACGCAGAUGUGCUCAAAGUGCUUGGGAAACCUCGGCCAGAGGACAUGAGCACUAAAAUGGUGGACUUUGAGACCUUCUUGCCAAUGCUGCAGCACAUCUCCCGUGCAAAAGAUCAAGGCAACUUUGAGGAUUUUGUGGAGGGGCUCAGGGUUUUUGACAAAGAAGGCAACGGCACCAUCAUGGGAGCUGAGCUGCGUCAUGUGCUGGCAACACUGGGAGAGAGGAUGACGGAAGAUGAGGUGGACAGACUGAUGGCGGGACAGGAGGAUGCCAAUGGGUGUAUCAACUAUGCCUCCUUUGUUAAGCAUAUUCUCUCCGGGUGAAAGGGACAUUCAGCCAUAAAGACUUAACCUCUGUUUACUCCACUUUUUGCAUCUUUGCUAAGCAUAUGCCAAUUCAGAGGUGAGCAUGUCACUUAGUCUUUGACCGUAUUUUGGUGUCAAGAGCAGCAGUUAAUGUUCAAUGAGAAAAUGUUGGCCUCGAGACUUAUGAUUAGUUCUUUUUAAUAAACACUCUGAAAUAUAAUGAAACUCCGCAGAGAUAAUAUGGACGUCCAUAAGCCAUAAAAAAAAAAAAAAAAAAACCUCCAUUAAUAAAGGAAAUAUAAUU